AGACUUUUAAGAUUUCUGCGGAGCAGCGUGUCCAUCGGGAAGGACAUAGACUAUUAUUCCAAAUUCUCGCCCUCCCCUCUGUCCAUGAAGCAGUUUCUGGAUUUUGGUAAGACUUACAUAGGUUCAGAAAAUGCUUGUGAGAAAACGUCCUUCACCUUCCUCAGACAGGAGUUACCUGUGAGGCUAGCAAACAUCAUGAAGGAGAUCAAUUUGUUGCCAGAUAACCUGUUAAGAACGCCAUCGGUGCGCCUGGUCCAAAGCUGGUAUGUGCAAAGUCUCCAGGAGAUCCUGGAGUUUAAAAACAAAAACGCAGAUGAUGAAAAAGUGACAUACGAUUUCACUGAUGCGGUGAUCAAGAUCCGAAAUCGUCACAACGAUGUCAUCCCGACCAUGGCUCAGGGUCUUGUGGAAUACAAAGAGGCAUACGGCACCGACCCGGUGGUCAGUCAGAACGUGCAGUAUUUCCUCGACCGGUUUUACAUGAGCAGGAUCUCUAUCCGCAUGUUGCUCAAUCAGCACACGCUCCUCUUUGGUGGGAAGGUGAAGGUGAAUCCAGCACACCCUAAACAAAUCGGCAGUAUUGAUCCCCUCUGUCGAGUCAGCGAGGUUGUUAAAGAUGCCUAUGAAAAUGCAAGAAACCUUUGCGACAGAUAUUACAUGAACUCUCCCGAGCUCACACUGGAGGAAUUCAAUGUCAAAGAAGAGGGGAAACCCAUCACCAUGGUCUACGUCCCAUCUCAUUUGUACCACAUGGUGUUUGAAUUGUUCAAGAACGCCAUGCGAGCCACCAUGGAGCUGUAUGGAGACGCCAUGGAGCAUCCGCCAAUUCGUGUUCAGGUCGGUCUGGGAACUGAAGAUCUGACAGUAAAGGUGAGCGAUCGCGGAGGUGGUGUCCCCCUGCGAAAGAUCGAUAGGCUCUUCACGUACACUUACUCAACAGCUCCCCGGCCGAGCAUUGAUGGCUCCCGGGCUGUCCCUCUGGCCGGUUAUGGAUACGGUUUGCCCAUUUCGCGACUAUACGCCCGCUACUUCCAAGGGGACCUGAAAUUGUACUCUCUGGAGGGGUACGGGACCGAUGCAGUCAUCUACAUUCGGGCACUGUCCACUGAGUCCAUCGAAAGGCUCCCAGUGUACAACAAGUCAGCGUGGAAACACUAUAAGAUGAAGCACGAGACUGACGACUGGUGCGUCCCGAGCCGAGAGCCUAAGGACUUGACUACAUUUCGUCGGUUCUAG
This is a messenger RNA of Nerophis lumbriciformis (worm pipefish), 1236 nucleotides long. NCBI's taxonomy places the organism in Eukaryota, Metazoa, Chordata, Actinopteri, Syngnathiformes, Syngnathidae. The record is from RefSeq and is a predicted model, not a curated record.